Messenger RNA from Solanum dulcamara, 585 nucleotides. RefSeq lists its product as uncharacterized. The transcript is spliced from 2 exons. The record is from RefSeq and is a predicted model, not a curated record. Lineage: Eukaryota; Viridiplantae; Streptophyta; Magnoliopsida; Solanales; Solanaceae. Bases 46 to 585 code for a protein of 179 amino acids.
UGCUUUCUUCUGUAAAUCUUUCUGUUUUUGUAACUCAUAUCUUCAAUGAUACAUAUGGAAUCCGUUCAUGGUCUCAAACAGUCGAAUAAAAAUCAAGGAAUUCUUGUUUCACCUGGUUCUGAUUCAUCUUGGGAAGGUUACGACGAGGUUAGAUCCAAACAUCAUAACGAUCCAGCAGUGAUGGAUAAGCUACGUGAGAAAUUGAAGUCGAAAGCUCCAGUUAAACAUGCACCCAAAGAACUAGACAACAAGAUUGAAGGGGUUACAACACGCCCUAAUCUCCCAAAGGAAAUGAAAUACGUCAUCAAGAAGAUCUCGUCCCACCCAUUGAGAUUCGGCACGGCAUAUAGGGCUAAUUUUCUUGAUGAUUUUGAAUCAUCAAUAGGUGAAGAAGGUAUAAAGUUAUUUAGGAUGGAAUUUCUAUUCCAAAUAAUGGACUACAUGCCGAAUUCUUUCGUUCAAGAUAUGCCACACUAUUGUGGAAUUAUGGUUGUCGGAAGGCCAAGGAUGGUUAUGUUAGCGAUAACGAUGAUCCUAAAAAACCUAAGAGAGAUUUCAUAUCUCCUAGUCAAGGAGAACCGAUAG